AUGGAAUACGUACAGAAACUCUUCUGGACCAAUGUGACAGGCAUGUGGCAGAAGUUUAAAGAGCAUAUGGAGGAUGCCCGCGAUGAUGCAAUGAUAGAGUUAAUGUGUAACACGGACCACACUAAAGAUGCAGGAGGGGAGUCAGAGGACACAUUCAGUGACAAAGAUAAAGCUGUGUGCUGGUUAGCACUUAAAGCUUUAUUUUUUAAACAUGCAAUUAAAUUACAUGUAACCACUAUUGCCACCGAGCACCUGGGCAAUACAGCGGCAGCAGAUGGCGUCAUGCCAUAUAUGAAAUGUAUUUUAGUGAAUAUAUUUAUGAAGAAAAUAGUCGGGGAGAAAUGUUUAGACACUACUGGUGCCAGGCAGGCAUUUCUCGCAGCGCAAGGAUUGGUGCGGGAGGGCAAAAAAGCAGAGCCCAAUAUGGCAUGCGAGAAGGCGGAUAGGAAGGACGGGAGAAGGCAGAAGUCACAAAAAACGGAAGAUUGGAAUUUAGGAGAAAUAAUGACUCGAUGGCUUCAGAGGAAUAUAGGGUAUUUGAGGGAUGGCGAGGUAGGCGUAUUAGGGCAGGAAUGUACGGUACAAAGAGACAAGACUGCAGAACACAUAAAGCAAGAAGCGAAUAAAAAAAUUGAGGACCUGGGUAAAGAAAUAGAGAACACAGUGAAGGAAAUAUUGAAGGAAAUAGAUAAAUCCCCAGAGGGAACAAGUAUGGACGAUAUAUUGAAGCAGCUGAAGGACUCCACGUCGCCGGCUCCAACAGAUAAAGAUCACGUAGCACGGCCACCACCGCCUCCACCACCAAGCGGACCAUCCAUGCCAUCAUCACCAGACGGUCGGGGCAGAGAGGGAGCGGGGGAAUCGGGAACUGCGCAAACCGUUAGCAAACCCGCCCCUGCAAACACACAACCGGUAAAGCCCGUCCACAGCACCUCUGCCAAACCAGUAGCGGCGACACCGCCGGACCAGGGAACGAAGAAUACGGUAACGACGACGGCAACAUCUGGUGGUGGUGGUAAGCCUGGUGAUGCUACUCCCGGAGGAGGCAAGGAGAAGGCACCGAAGGCGAAGACCGGAACAGAGGAUAAUUGUGAAUGGAGGAGCGUAAUGGAUAAAGGGCAUAGCGGACUUCACGUGAUGGGUAGAUAUAGUAACGAAGAAUGGACAAGAGUAAAGAAUGUACUGGAUGAUUUUGCUACACAUAUGCAGAAUUACGAGAAGUACAUGGAACAAUUAGGUGCAAAUUGUAAUAAUGCAUAUUGGGAGGAUUUCACAAAAGGGAUAUACGAGGAUGGACAGAGAGUAGCCGACAUGGUUAGAUGUAGAUUAAUGUCGGGAGCAUUGUGGUUUGCGAAUACACAGGGAAUUGAUGGGAAAGGUCGGGGCAACGACGCAGAGAGGGAAUCGUACGAAAGACUAAGGUGCGAGGUAGCAAACGUUUUUGGACACCUGUUGAGAACAACAUACUGUCCCAAACAGAACACGUGGAAAAGAGGUAUAGAGUAUGCAUAUACAGCAAUGAGAAAUAUGGGCAAAAAUCAGGAUGGAACACCAGUGGCGACCGAAUUGGCUGGUCCUGUUGUGGAAAGAACGUGCAACAUAUGUGGGUAUGAAGGUAGUAGAACGAAACCAGGAAUAAUAAAUGGAGACAUCGCACAGUUGUUAGUACAGCAAGGAAUAAUGGGAGAACUAACACAGAUAGAGCGACAGAUGCCGUGUGCGAAGGAUUGGAAACAGUAUAUCAGGGACAGUGCAACGAAAGGGGACAGUAUCAAGGACAUUUUGACCGAACGGGGGAUUCAGGAGGUAGAGAAAGUAAAGGAGGAUAUAAAGAGGAAAACAAAGCAGGUGAUUGAGACAGCACAGGACAAGGUACAGCAGGAAAUUGCAAAAGCGGCCGCGAAACCGAUUGCGACGAAAACGGAAGCACUCAAACCACAAGCCGCCAAACCGGCAGCGGUAAAACCGCCACCGAAAUCACAACCACCGGAGAAGACGGAAGAGCCCCCAGCGGCACCGGCAGCACCGGCAGGAUCACCAGGUCGAUCAGAUCAAGCAGCUGAGGACACGAGGGUACCAGCAGCAGGACCCGUACCACAACCCCCACCUGCGGCACCACCGGGCACAGGGGCAGACGGAUCAGGUACACCAGGUCAGGGACCUGGACAACAACCCCCACCUGCACCAGAACCGGCACGUCCGGCAGCACCCGCUGGAGAAACCGUAGACGGAAAGGAAGAAACAAAGGACAAAACUGCAGAAGGUAAGGAUCUAAAGAUUGGUAGCGCCCUCGACAACGACACCAAGAACCCACCGGGGACUGGAGCCGUGUGCCCGCACGAAUCGGACAAUAUUGAUGCACUUACUUCUUGUCUGGAUAAAAUGGAACAGCCGAAAAUCCACAGCGUGGAUGACAACGACGAAACCGACCAGUAUAGAGGGAAGGGCCCCGUGGGUAUCCCUGGGAGUACACGUGUGAUAGACAUAUCUAAAGGGACUUCUCCUGAUAUUUCAGGAGCACCCCCAGGUGCGCACUAUACGACGUCAGUGAGGGAGAAUCAUACCAAAGGCAAGGAGAAAUCGGACGGCUCAUCAACGCCGACAGAGCUGGAUCCCAAGUCCUCCGUAGCAGCAGAGCCUGCCGCAGAAGUACCAACAAAACCAGAAGUGUCAAAAGUAACACCAGGAUCAGAAGGAGCAACAGGGGUCACAUCAACAGAAGUGAGUGCGCAACCGCAAGGAAAGGCAGCACCGGAGGGCGGAGAAGGAACACCUGCAGCAUCAGCCCCAAAGACGGGGUCGUCCGACGACACUAUAACUCCGCCCAAAGAUUCCACCAGUAAUGACAAAACUCAGGGUUCCGAACAUCCCGCGUCUGCUGCUGGUCCAGAUCCAGGUGUUGCCGUCAUCGAUGGCGGCAACGAUGACCCACCUCCUCUCAAUCCACCCAAACCAAAACCGAACCCAAACCCCGAUCAAGCGGGGAGCAGUGGUGGCGAAGGAAAAGGAGGUGGUGAUGUAGGUGGCACUCAACUUGUCACCCCUUCCGUUCGGCCUGGUGUUACAUGGGAAGAUAUCAAGCCCUACACCCCCGAAAUAAUUCCAGCGGUGGUUGGUAUUGGGAUCAUUGCCUUUUUCCUCUGGAAGUAUUUUGCCUACCUCGCCAAACGACGACGAAAGUUUCGAACUGUUCGUGACGUGCCGUCACCGCCACUAGACGAAGAAAUACUAGACCAUUUACAACGCGGCGCACCACCACCCGAUUACGGCUACACGAUAGUUAGGGAUAGGCGGCCCGGCACACUUCCCGACCGACGACGACGUCAACCACGCGUAAAUCGCCGCACCAUCAUCGAGCUACACUUAGAAGUGCUCAACGAAUGUGAAGCAGCCGAGUGGGAAAACGUCAAAGACAACUAUUGGCAGAUACUUGUGCAAGAGUUUAUGGGGGACGGCAAUGGGCAUAGUGGUUCCCCGGAUACUGCUAUCCCAAACGAGGGUUUACCAGGAAACAAUGUUCCAUCCACUGAGUCCGACGGCAUAGAUCGAUGUCCACCUAAUGCAAAGGACCCAGAUCGUUGGAGUUGUAUGGACACCAUACAGUUAGACGAGGAACAGCAUUCCUAUCCCUGUCCCUAUUCCCCGGGGAAUGAAAUUCCAGCAUUAGACCGCACUAAGUGGAUCCCUUGGAUUGAGCAUAAUAAGUACCUUUUACGACAGUGUACGGGAGAAACGUGGUUUUUGCAAUUAAAAGCGGAAUGGAAACAAUAUCAGCAUCAAUAUGCGGCAAACGAAGACAACGGGCAGCGUGCACUCGGUGCGCCCGGUAAUAUCCCAUACACGGAAAGGAAGAAAUUGGACCUGUGGAAAGAAUGGGUAGCGCAACAACAUCGGCAAAUGAGUGUACAUAGAGAGGAGGUAGGCUCCAAUACCUAUUGGAGAAUAUCGAGGAGACAGCUAUAG
This is a messenger RNA of Plasmodium fragile, 3963 nucleotides long. RefSeq lists its product as uncharacterized. The transcript is spliced from 5 exons. Lineage: Eukaryota; Apicomplexa; Aconoidasida; Haemosporida; Plasmodiidae. The record is from RefSeq and is a predicted model, not a curated record. The coding region runs from base 1 to 3963 and encodes 1320 amino acids.